Molecule: messenger RNA, 8480 nt
Organism: Psylliodes chrysocephalus
Lineage: Eukaryota; Metazoa; Arthropoda; Insecta; Coleoptera; Chrysomelidae
Source: the annotation of a GenBank genome assembly
CGGACUUGCCAAAUUGUUCAUGCUAAUUCAGUGCAAAUUAAUGCGAGUAUUAUGAAUGCAUUAUGCGUACAAAUUUAUUUUAAUUAUUAAAAAUCCUUGAACAAGAUGGACUGGUCCACUUUUAGACGUUCGAGGGGAAUGUGGUGGAGUAGAAGCAGAAGAAAAAGGCGCAUCGUAAAAGAUGGCGGUAGAGUGAUAUCUUAUUUGUGGUUGCAAAUUUGCAAAAUUAAUUAUAAACAAAUACAAUUGACCACUAAUUAAAAACCGAAGGUCGUAGAUCCGCUGAUAGUAGCUCAGAUUCGUUUGUUAUUGUUAUUUGGCCAUUGAGGAUAGCGGGUAAUCGGGUUUACAAAAAGAAAACAGACCACUACCAAGGAUAUUGUGAUUUUUUAGUAUACAAUACGUUGUCCGUGAAUAAUUUGUAGUUCGGUGGUUUUUCUUUCGAUCGUUUAGGUGUUUACAAACUACAUAAUGUCUUUCAACCCUUUUGUGAAAUAAUGCUGUUGCUAAUUCUAUAUUUUUUCUAUGUGUACAACGAUAAAAUGGCUUUAUUCGAAUUCGGAUAAGCGAUGAUGAAGUUCUCGCCGCGAAUACAGACUAUGGAUGUACUGAAUAAUAGUGAGAUGAUCUAGUAUUAGGACAACAUUCCAAAGUGGACUUAUAAUUCAGAAGAAUGUACUUACCUACAAGUGUGCUUUAAUCGGGUUAAACAAGUGUUGUGAAAAAAAUGUCUCAAACUCCCCACAAACCUAUACAAAAGAUGUGUAAAUCUCCGAAGAAUUCUACCUACCAGACCAUCAAACAAGAAAAAAUCGAGUAUGAGAACCUCAGCACCAACUGUACUGUAGUAGGCUCUAAUAAUCUCAAUCUAGUUAAGAAGCCUCAGAUCAUAACUAGUAUGUCUCCUGCUUACUCAAAUCCUAGUCCCAGUUACCCUCCAUCUCCUUAUUCCUCUCCUGCAAGCCUUAAAUCUCCAAGUCCUUCAUUAAAACCCCCUACACCGCAGCCUAGCUUUCCUGUAAUGCAGAUUAUACAGAACAAUAUUUUGGCCAGGCCUAUACAAACAUCACAACAGCAGAAUAUUAUCAAGUUGAAACCCCAUUUGAACAUUCUGCCGAAACCCUCUGCUAGUCCACAACCCUCGCCUAAACCGAGUGUUAGCCCUCAAAUUGUGAUACCAACGAACCACCAACAAACAGCGACCAUAGUUCCAACUGCUCAACCUCUCCUUCUUAACCAAAUGCCCAUGCUGACUCACACGCCCAGUGUUCAAUUCAUUCUGAGGCCACAAACGGGUGCCAAAAUGCAACAGCAGAUGCAGACAGCAACAGCGACACCUCAAGGGUUGAUCCUCCAGCCUAGUGGACAGCAGUUGCUGCAAAUACAACCACCCAGAUCGCAGCCCAUGGUGCGGGUGCUGACCAAUGGUAUGCAUCUGGCGCCAUCUACUACUACUACUUAUGUGACCCAGAUGGGCCCACAACAUGCUAACAACGCUACCCACAUCGCACAACAAACAAUAGUUAACAAUCACGCUCACCAUUUGGUCCAGCAACAGCAACAACAACAGCAACAACUCAAAAAGAAACCCAAAAACAAAGUGAAAAAGAAACUCGACCUCGCAAACAUAAUGAAGCUUUCUGGAAUAGGUGACGAAGACGACAUUCAAUUCGAAAGUGACACAUCACAGAGUGAGAGUGAGCACAAUUCCGUUCCUACGACUCCUCAGCCCCAACAGGUAGUACACAGUACUGUCCAGGCUCAAACCAAUUACGUACACACAGAUACCAAGAAAAAUAUACAAAACAUUCAAAUUUCAGCAAUGCCGCAGCCUACAAUAAACACAGCCACUCCUGUGGUACAGGUGCUAAAUCAAAACUUCCAGAGUGGCAUGAUCUCAAAUAGUACAUCACAGGCAGCUACAGCGCAAGCCGGUAUACCUUUCAAUUCAUUCAUAGCUCCAAAUUUUACCAUAAAUAAUGGCCUAAUGCUACAAAGAAGUGGCGGUUUUAAACUGACGAUGGGCGAAGAUGGUCGGUUGGUGCUACAACAUGACCCUACUAUCAAUUCAGAUCUUCAGUCGCAGAUAAUAUUACAAAGUCUUUUGGGUGGUUUGGUUUUGCAACCUUCGAUGGACCAACAGACCGUUCAGCAAACGGUACAGACCAUUCAGCAGCAAUCAGUGCAAACGAUACAGCAGCAGACUGUGCAGAGCCAAACUAUACAGACUGUGCAGCAGCAAACUGUCCAACCCCAAGCUGUGCAACAUACAAUACAGUCUUUGCAACCUCAAAUACAACAACAGACUGUACAACAGACAAUACAGCAUCAAACUGUGAAUGCUUUACAGCAACCAAUGCAGAUUGUGCAACCGCAACCAAUCCAUAGUAUUCAUUCACAAGUUCAGCCUAUACAUACCAUGUCACAAUCUCAAGUGCAUAGUCUGCAGUCCCAAAUUCAGGGUCAAAUACAAAGUUUACUCCAGCAACAGAAUCAUACUGUACAGCAUUCGCACGUUCCCACACAGAAUGUUCACUCACAAACCAUGCAGAAUCUGCAAAAUAUUCAAAAUGUGCAAAAUAUGCAAAAUGUGCAAAAUAUGCAAAACGUGCAAAAUAUGCAAAAUGUUCAAAAUAUGCAAAACGUUCAAAAUAUGCAAAACGUGCAAAAUAUGCAAAACGUACAAAAUGUGCAGAAUCUUCAAAACGUUCAGAAUCUGCAAAGCGUUCAGAAUGUGCAAAAUUUACAGAACUUGCAGAAUAUUCAAAGUGUCCAGCAGAACGUGAGGAGUGUACAAAGCUUGCAGCCAGGGCCACAUCCGCAGCCAAUUCAGUCACCUGUGCAGAAUUUUCAUGUGAAUCAAAAUCAUGUGCAAAAUCAGCCUGUUUUGAAAGUACAACCAUUCCAAAAAGCCCAACCACCGGUACAGACCGUGCAACCUAUUCAACAUCACAUCAACCAGCAGCCGCAACAACAACAACAGCAGCAACAGACCCAACAUCUAAAUGAAAACAAUCAACAAUCACAAAACCCCCCACCAACGUCGUAUGUUGUCAAUUUGACGCCCGAUCAGCUGGAGCAACUGAAGCGCAAUGGUCAAUUAACCGUCAAUGGUCAGACGAUCUUCAUGCAGAGGCCGAACAAGGAACAAAUCGAAAAGAAACUGUCGCCGAAAACUAAGGCGGUCAAGAAAGUCAGCAAGAUUCAGAGUAUAAAGAAUAUUUUGCAGGAUUCUGAACCCGAUUCCGUAAAAGUGAGCAAUAAUCUGGAAGCGAUGAAGGAAAACGCCACCAAAUCCAUAGUUAGUGCCUUAAAUGCACCACCUAAACAUGUUCUACCUCAAAACCACGUGCAGCCUCAGCCAAUGCAACAGAGCAAACCAGUACAGCCCCAGGCUAUGGUCCAGCCCUCAGUGCAGGUGCAAAUACAGCCCAAGAUCGAACGGCCGAAGCCUGUACCUUUGCAGCCUGCACCUGCUCUGGUUCCAAAGCAGCAGAAAGUCGCACCUACAGUCAUUUCGCAAGAUUCAAACGGUAGCAAUACAAAUCCGGACGUCGACAAACUCCUUGUGCAGAUCCUAGAAGAAUCUAACAAUAUGAGCAACGUGGCAAGUACUGCAAAUGUAACACCGCCCACGUCUCAACCCCAACAAAGGAUCACCACUAUCCAACUCACUCCACAGAAGCAGCAGCAUCUGAAAAACAUCCAGCUUCAGAUACAGAGCCUUUCCGCCAGGCUAACGUCGGGCGAUACUGAGAUGCAGAACAUGCUAAAGAAUCUCUUCACGGAGCAGCAGAAGAUUCUGGCCAGCGGCAAGCUGUUGCCUCCUGAUAAGGUAUAUUAUCAUAAUAAUCAGCUUACCAUCGUGAAUCCGUCCAGCUUAAAUCUGUCGCCGCCUGCACAAGUGAAACACGAGCCGGUGCAAAGCCCUACUUCAGGGCCGCUGAUAAUAAGCAAUAAUCAGACCAUAGUUAGAACUACAAGUAUCGAAACGCAGGCUACAAGUUCCCAUCAGCCCAUCACUAGCCAAGCGCACAGUGUACCAAGAAUAUCGGUUUCGGUUCCAACAAGCGAAACAACAGCGACACAAACGAUCCAUCACCACCCAUCUCCAGUACAACACGCCCAUUCUCACCCACAUCACCAAACCUCGCCCCAUUUCCCCCACAUAACUCAUUCCGUACCGCCCCAUUCCACAGUUGGUCACCAAAUACCUGCUCUAAAUAUACCUAACCAUCCCCACUCUCCAAUAUCUCCUCAUCAGUCAGUGAGUCCACAUCAACACUCACAUCAACAAGGUGUCUUACCACAACAGGCGUUGGUUCCUACGCAUGCUCCCGUUCAGCCUCAUCCUGCUCCUAGUUUCACACCAGGUCAUACUCACGCCGCCACUCAUCAUGUGGUCGCCAAUCAUCAAGUUUCUGGACAUCAUGGAAACACCCCCACUAGUCUACACCAUGGACACAUACAGGUGACGCAUUUCAAUCAUGUGAUCAACCAGCGAUUGAACUGUCCGCAGCCCGUUGCGCCGCCUACUGCUCAACAACAGCAGAUGCAGAAGCAACAGCUUAUGCAGAAGAAGGCUAAUCUGAUCGAAACACACCUAACGAUGGACCAAAAUGGGUCGACGAAACCUGACAUCCAUACACCGUUCAGGGAUAAAAAGGAUGCUUGCAUUAGACUGAUAAGGUACCAUUGUCUCGACCAACCAGUCUUGUCGGAAAAAGACCUAGAUAAAGCGGACGAAAUAUUCGAAUUAACGGCUCAACAUUUCAUCGGCAAAUUCUCAAAAAUGGAGGACAAAUACAAAUAUCUGCUCAUGAAAGAGAGUAUGCGCCAAGUGCAAACUUCAGAACUGAUGAUGCUCGACCGCAUGUUCUUGAACGACGAACAACAAUCCCUCAUGAAGCUUCGCCAGGACUACGAAAAUGAACUCCUCAACAUUCCCCUCGCCGAGCCUGAACUACCCCCACCGCCAUUACCGCCGCCCCCGCACACACAUACCAUGACCUCAAAUUCCAACAAUAUGAAUCCAAACUCGAAUAAUGCGAACGCCAUUCCUACGGAGCAAGAAGAUUACGACGAAUGGGCGUGCAUACAGAGGGAGCUCGCGGGUUUGCCGCAGCAAAACGAUUCGAAAUUGGCGCAGUCGAAAAGAUCCGCGAGCAGCGAUUCCCGGUUGGAAACUCUUAAGCGGUUUCGCGUCGACAAGCAUCACAAGAGACCGACAGAUGUAAUUAUAUCUAGCGGAAGUAGUGUACAAAGUGUGGUUAGUAGUACGGUCUACGCGCACGCGCAAUCGAAGGUGGUAGUGUCCGCAGGCAGCUCGGCGUGUGCGUACGAGAAUGCGCAGAACAGCAGUUUUUCCUCGCACGAGGACAACGAACCCGAGAACAAUAGUAUCGAUGAGCAGGUGCAAUCCGCCAUUGAUUCCAUAUUGAACUUGCAGCAGAACCCAUCAUUAGAUUUGGAUAGUAUUUUGUCAUGACGUCAUAUUUAGGUACGGUUGGAAGGUUUCUGGGGUCCUGGUACUUUCAGAGACUUUGGGUUCUAAAAGAAAGGUUUUUUUUAUCAAUAAUCAAGGGCAAUUGCAGUUUGGGUGUAUAAUUAGAUAAAUUUGCUAGUGAAAUUUAAAUCAUUGAUUGGUUAUUAAACAAGCGUUGGUUGUUUCAAACUAGUUGAAUAUAGUUAUACCAAAUUAACUAGGUGACUAUUGUAAACGGUUGACACAUUGACAAUAGUUAAUGGUUUAGCUAUCUUUAAUGCUUUUGAUAUGUACAACAUUCGACGAAUUGACAUAAUCACAGAUUGGUGUGUUUAAUGACCCCUUAUUAAAAUUAAAAGAGUGAAUCACAGAAAACAUAGCUUGUGCUAGGGAAGGAUGCCUCUAUAACUAUUACUUUUUGUUUUGAUCUUGAGAUGUAGUUUUUUUAUUUAAAUAAAACCCCAGUUUUAACUUAUGUUUUUUAAAGCUUUCAGACUCUGUUUUGUGCCUUCUUCAGUAUUUUUCAUUCCCGUUAUUUAUUUUUAUUAUUAAUUGGUCAUUAUUUAUCUUUUAUCUUCUAUUACUUUUGUUGUUAUAUUUUAAAACAUAUUAUUAUUAUUGUUAUUUUUACAUGUUUAAAAUAAUUGUUUUACUUUAUAGUUACAAAGCUGAUAUUAGACAAUGUGGAUUUUUGAUGCAUGCCUUUCACAUACAGAGAGUUACAAACAAAAUGUUUAAUAAUGUCUAAGUAUCUAUAUAGAAAAUAAUUAUUGUUUUAAAGAAGUAAUAAUAAUAAUAAUAAUAAUUAAAAAAAAGCAACAGAAAAUUAAUGACAAAAAUAAAAAGUGCUAAAGAAGUCAAAAAAAAAAACAGGCCGAGCUUUACCAAACAUAAAUUAAAACCGUAGUUUUAUUUAAAUGAAAAACCUACAUACCAAGAUGAUCAAACAAAAAUUCAAAAAUAAGGUGUAUGAACCAUAAAUAUACAAGAAAUUCCUAAAAUUUAUGGUAAAUUCAAAAGUUACUAUAAUACUAUUAUUAGUAUUUUUGACUGCUGACCAAUUUACUAAAGUGAAUAUUUCGCAGUAUUUAUAAAACGACUGUUAAUUUGACUGAAGGUGGAAGUUGGAACAUUUUUCUAAUACUUCUAACUUUGCCUUGUUUCGAAUUCUUAAUGACCAAUGGUCUACAUACAACAGUAAUCAUUCAGUAUUGCUUAUUGCGGUCCCCUCAAGUCGAUUGCAAAACCACCAAUUCAUUUUGUGAACGAUGACAAAAUUCCUAACUUGGUUGCCAAUGUUCCAUUGAUUAUUGGGUUCAAGCUUGAGAUAUAAAAAACGGUGUUUUUGAUACCUAAUAUUAAGCAAUGAAAAGAACAGUAAUUUUUUCACCCAUUGUCAUGAAUCGACCUAAAAUUAGCAGUUUUUUUUUUUAGACCCUUGUGAAUUAUUUGGAUUUUGAAGGAUAAAACUACAUAAUACAGUGAUUCGAUAAGAAUUGUCUUUAGAGGUUUUUCAGUUUCCAGUUUAGUUAGAUUUAGAGACUUUAAGAAACACCUUGUACCCUUUUGCCAUUGGUUAUUGACAAAAAAGGUGUAUGCUGUCGCGCGGCUUAAGUUUUGCUGAUUUUUGUGAUAUACUGAGAAGCAAUAAGCAUUUUGUGGAUCAACUUUGUUGAAAUAUAAUCGAUUUUUAACUUUUUUUUUUGUAUAACAAGUAAACAAAUAUACAAAAUGUAAAUAAUAAGUGACUUUAAAUUUUUGUCUUAAAAUAAAAUCUGGAGUAACUGCUUAAUGACAGUGGGUAUUUAUGAAAUGUAGUUGUACUGUCCACUGUCCAUCAGCCAUUAGACGUUUAUGACAUAUUAAAAAAAAAUUAAUAUUUUUUUUAAUUUGGUAUCAAAUUUUGUAAUUUGAUUUAUUUCAACUAACUUGUUCCAAAAAAAGUAGUUACUGUAAUUUGAACGUGUGCUGCUUUAAUUUAUUUAAAAAAUCAAAUUUGAUUAUGCUAAACUUCUCAUUAGCUGUUAAGAUUUUAACGAUAUUCGUUAUUUACCAAUCGUCAAUUUUCGAUAAAAUCCUACUGACUGUGCCAGGACUCUCUUCAGGUUUAAGUUCGCCCCUGAUAAUAAAUACAUUCAAAAUUGAACAUAAAUCAGCAUUUAAUCAGUGUUUAACAGUAAUUACAAUAAUUUCUUUAAAAAAUGGUCUUUAAAUGUCCAAAAUUUCUCCAAACAUAAAAAAGUAAUUUUGACAGUCAAAAUUUUAUUAGAUUUUAUGACACUUGCAAAAUACAAGUUUAAAUACAACAAUAUUUAAAAAAAACUUCUACUUUUUGUAUAACUAAGUUUGGGGUGUUAAGCACAAAAAAUGUAAAGAAUAGUGUCAAAAUACAGUACGUAAUAUUUUGUAUUAGGCAUAGCCUUACAUUCACAGCAUACAUGUGGCAACUACGAUAUCCUCGCUAUCGCUAUUCUCACUGAUAUUCGGUUCAGCUAAUAUCCCACCACCAUAUCUUGUCGAAGACUGGCUGUUGCUCCGUUGCCAUUUUAUUAACAUAUAUACUAGUCGUAUGCCUAACAAGAAAAAAUAAGCUCUGUAUUUGAUGCCAUUAACUGAGAAUAAAUCAUUUGUAAAAUGCUGAUUUCAAAAUUGGGAAGUGAUAAAAUAUCUAUUUUUAAAACAAGUCUAUAAUUUCAAUUUUCCCCAUUUUUAACAAAAAGUUAUGUAAUGAACAUGUGAGUAAUGACGUCAGUGAAAAAAGUGGAACACCCUAUAUAUUAUUUAAUUUUUGCAAACGCAAUGGAAAGCUUAAUUCAAAAAUAUAUCACAUAGAGUUUGUAAUAAUGGAAAGACAAAGAGGCGUAACUUCAAUUUAGCUAUUUUACAUGAGACGCAUUUAGUGCAUAUUAAUUUGCCAUAUUAUGUUAACUAUAAGGAGGAGAGAUACGCUUCUUUGUCACAUCAAAGAUAUCCACUUUAACAGAUUUGUGAUGGU